This is a messenger RNA of Cladophialophora immunda, 1413 nucleotides long. RefSeq lists its product as uncharacterized. Bases 1 to 1413 code for a protein of 470 amino acids. The transcript is spliced from 2 exons. Gene Ontology annotation, molecular function: lyase activity. Lineage: Eukaryota; Fungi; Ascomycota; Eurotiomycetes; Chaetothyriales; Herpotrichiellaceae. The record is from RefSeq and is a predicted model, not a curated record.
AUGCCUGCUACCGCCGAAGCUGUGAAUGGUGUGAACGGAGUACACAAACCGGGCGACAUACCUGUUACGAGCAUCUUCUCGAAAUUCGUCGCCAAUGCGAGUACCGAGGAUCUGACUCCCCACAUACGAGACCGUCUGAAGGAAUACAUUAUCGACUUCAUCGGCGUGACCCUGGCCGCAAGCCACUCGUCGGAAUCGACAAUACCGUUCUGCAACGCCGUCAAGGCCCUGGGAGGCCAGAGUAAUGGCUCGUGUACCGUCCUGGGCAAGGGUAAAUCCUUCACCCCUCAAUAUGCUGGCCUGCUCAACGCCACCUUGGGCCAUUCUCUGGAUUUUGACGACACCUAUGCGAAGGGGACUUUGCAUGCGGGCGUCACAGCCAUCGGUGCAGGCCUGACACAGGCAGAACUGCUGGGCGACCAGGCGAGCAUGGACCGGUUCUUGCUUGCUGUUGCUGUGGGAUAUGAAAUCACCUGUCGUCUAGGCAAGGAGCUCAGCAAUGAUGCUUACUCUCGCGGCUUUCACAAUACCUCCACAGCCGGGAUCUUCGGUGCCGUUGCCACAAUUGCGGUCCUCAAAGGCUUGUCGAUCGAGACCGUCGAAAACGCGUUUGGUCUGGCAGGCUCCAAGGCUGCCGGGUCGAUGCAAUAUCUCGAGAACGGAAGUUGGAAUAAGCGACUCCACCCGGGUUUCGCAGUGCAUGAUGCGUUCGUGUGCGUGGCUCUGGCCGAGGCGGGCGUCAUUGGUGCGGCGAAGAUCUUCGAAGGCACAUUCGGCUUUCUGCAUGCGUAUAGUCCGAAACCGGAUAAAGAUCUUAUCUACCUCACCGCAGACCUGGGAAGCAGAUGGGAGUUUCUCGAGACGUCUCUGAAGCCAUUUCCGGCCUGCCGCAUGACGCACGGCUUCAUUGAGCAUGCAGUGAGACUGGGGCGUGACAAGGGCUGCUCCAAAGCUCAGGAUGUGAAGAGCAUCACUUUGGCGCUGAGUCCUGCAAAUGUGAGCGUUGUAGGGGCACCGAUCCCCAACAAAAUCCACCCAGAGAACAUGGUCGACGCUCAAUUUUCUGCCUACUUCACCACUGCGAACAGCUUCCUGUACGGCUCUGACAAUGGCGUCCGCUGCUAUGAAAAGGACAGGCUGAUGGACAGUCAAAUCCGGGAGCUAUCUGAUAAGAUCAAGUGUGUCGGCGAUAGCUCGAUCAAGGAGUUUGGUUCGAAGAUGAAAGUCGAGUAUGCGAAUGGGGAGGUCUCUGAGAUCGAUAUCCCCUAUCCCUUGGGGGAACUGCAACACCCCUUCACCCGGGAACAGGUUGAUGCGAAGUUCUUCAGUCUGGUGAAUCCGAUAUAUGGCGAGGGGAAGGCGAAGAGCAUAAGGGAUGCAGUAAACAGACGUGAGAGAGUAUGCAUCAUGUAA